AAAAGGAGACAACAUCAUUAAGUAUAAAAUCAACAUCUGCAUUUCUUACUGAAAUGUUAACUUCUGCUACUGACAAGGAGUCUUCUGAUGACCAGGCUGACGUGGAUGACAAAAAAGAAAAAAGAGCAAAUUGGGUUAAUCAAAACGGUGCGCUUAUUGGUGGAAUAGUAUCAGGAGUUGCCGUUCUUACUGUAGUUACAACACUAGCUGUAUGUAAAUUCAGAUCAAUAGGACCUUUCAAAUCGGGAGAUGACAAUACAAAUCAAUCAGUUAUAUUUUCAAACAACUCGGAAAAAGGCAAAACUACUAAAACAGUAUUGAAUCAAUCACACAGCUCCGACAAAUUUCAAAUGGUGAAUAAAAAUGAAAGGGCAGGAACAGGAAAUGCAGAUGUUGACAAUAUUUACACUGAUUCAUCUAAUGGAGAAUAUGACCUCUUAAAUGAUUUGCAGAGACGGAAGAUUAGAUUACAAGAAAAUGUAUACGACAGCAAUGCAAUAAUGCAAAAUCAAGAUGACCAAACGUAUGAUCGAUCAGUGUUCAGGAAAUUGUGUCAUGAAGGAGAUGUGAAUGAUUAUUCAUUGGCAACAAGAAGAAACAGUGGGGAUUAUGACUUUGCUUUAAAUUAUAAAGCUGAAAAAGGGAAUGAAAAUGACAUAUAUGAUAAAACAUGUUAACAUUUCAAACCUUACCUUACUACACAGGGUAGAUACG
Molecule: messenger RNA, 714 nt
Organism: Mytilus californianus (California mussel)
Lineage: Eukaryota; Metazoa; Mollusca; Bivalvia; Mytilida; Mytilidae
Exons: 4
Coding region: 54-677 (207 amino acids)
Source: RefSeq, a predicted model, not a curated record